This is a messenger RNA of Oreochromis niloticus (Nile tilapia), 4426 nucleotides long. It is a transcript of the gene sowahab, whose product is annotated as sosondowah ankyrin repeat domain family member Ab. The record is from RefSeq and is a predicted model, not a curated record. The transcript has 2 exons. Gene Ontology annotation, molecular function: protein binding. NCBI's taxonomy places the organism in Eukaryota, Metazoa, Chordata, Actinopteri, Cichliformes, Cichlidae. Bases 321 to 1706 code for a protein of 461 amino acids.
CUUGUCCUCAUGUAUGCCGUAAAUAAAUACUACGCUGAUACGCUGAUAAAGACAAAAUACAGACAUUUUAAUUUCAAACUUUAAAUGUAAGAUUUAAGCUUUUAUAUGAAUCCACUGAUCACAGGAGGGUCAGCCCUGCACACAGUCUUUUUAACUGGGAGGGCCGCAAUAACAUACGGGUGGAUUUAUAUGGAGAGGCGCCGGAAGCAGCAGGUUGGUGCAGGACAGCAGAGAGGGGAGCAGGCAGUGCGGGAUUAUCCUUUGGGCUCUGUUUAAACCAUCCGCUAUAUCUUUUCAUAUUUUUGCGCCGCCGGGACAACAUGGAUCUGACCCAAGAGUCCAUUUUGUCCUUUUUACUGGAGCACGGAGGCAAAGUAAAGAACUCGGAGCUGCUAAACUAUUUCAGAAGCCGCAUCAACUGCAGCGAUCCCGCGGAAAAGCAGCACAAUAGAGAGCUUUUCAAGAAGCUGGUGAACAGCGUCGCUGUGGUCAAACAGAUCGACGAGGUGAAAUUUGUGGUCGUGAAGAAAAGGUACCAGGACUUUAUUAAAGAGGCGGCACAGGAUGUGUCGCAGAAACUGCAGAUGGAUGACAGCUUCUCCAGCCAAAACACGAGUUUUUCCUGCACAUCUCCAGACCGAGCCGAGGCAGCCAGGGCUGAUUUAGAUAUUGAAAACAAUAACGUGAGCGACGCCUCAAACUGUAAUCCCAGUUAUAACACCAAUGUAAAACACAUGUCCCUGGGGGAAAUUCAGAAAAAGAGUCUGUUAUCUAGAAACGUGAGUAUCGCGGAUACGACCACCGUUAAGGUCCUGAAUAUCUCCGGAGAUCAGGCGAGCAGAGCGGGGAAAUCUGGAGCUGUGUUCGCUGUCAUAGCUGUGAAAUCUCCAGGGAGAGACUGUGCACCAGCAGCACUGGGCGGAUCACACUCCCGAGUGCAUCAGCAGAUAACUUUAGACAAACCAAUUAAUUCGAGUGCUAAAGUUUCUACACGACCAGCACCAACUUCAAACGCAAAGUUUUCAGCUUGCAAGGGGAUAUCCAGAGAAAUCCAAAGUAAGAUGGUCACACACAAAGAUGACACACACCCACAAGUUUUACCAGAGGUGAGGCCGCCAAACAAGACCACAAGACAAGCAGAUGAUGCCAAGUACUCAGAGUCUGUGCCUUUGGAGCCGCUGGCUCAUGAGUGGUUGGUGAAGUGUGCAGCUGGGAUGUGGGGACAUAUAUAUGCUUUGCUGCUGCGGGAUACUGGUUUAGCCCAGAGGAAAGACUUCAUGUCAGGGUUCACAGCACUUCACUGGGCUGCGAAGGACGGCAGCAGCGAAAUGAUACGCAAACUCAUGGACAUCCCCAGGAAACGUGGCAUCCAUGUAAACGUCAACACCAAAGCACAUGGAGGCUACACGCCUUUGCACAUUGCUGCCAUACAUGGGCACACUGAGGUCAUGGUUCUGCUUGUGCAAAGAUACAGAGCCAAUGUAAAUGAAAGAGACAAUGAUGGCAAAAAGGCUUUUUACUACCUGGGCAAAGGUGCUCCGGCUGAGGUCAGAGCACUUCUGGGGAUGAAGCAGAGGGAUAAAGCAGAAGAUAUAGAGUACAGAGAGCAGACGAAAGGCUUCAACACAAUCAGUAAACUGUUUCAGCCUCAUGGGAAGAAACAAAAGACUAAGUUUGCUCAUGACUGGUCACUUCUGGAUUCCUGACUUUUCAAAGUAUGAGGAAAUACAAAAAUAGACUGUACCUUCCUACUUCUUGGUAAAUAGUAACUGUCAACUCAUCAACCUGUCAUAUAUUGAUCUAGUAUGCUCAUUGCCUUUGUGGACUACUGAUCACAUUUACAACCACUUUUAUCAUCCAAAUGAAAUCAGUUAGCUUUGUCAAAGGAAAAGGAAACAUUCAGUAUAGCUGAAGAAAUAAAUAAAGUUAGGUUUAACAUAUUCAACAUCUCAGUGUUAGUACAUGCAAAGAGGAUGGAAGAGAAGCAAAGCAAAGCAGGAAAGAAACUAGUUAGGGUAGUGCAGUGUUUGCUUUAUACACUUCUUUGUCAACAGUUUGUACUGUAUGAGGAAGACACUGUUCUGUGGGAUAAGCAGUAUCGGCCAAAGCUCUAAAACAUACUGCAAUAAAUACAAAGCAGUGUCCACAUCUUUAAAUAAAUACAUUAAGAUUAAACUGUAUUCAAAAGUUAAUGAGCAAGGAACACUAACUAUUGCAGUGACUUGAUUAACAUUUAAUUACAUUGGAUUUAAUACCUUCAACACAAUGAAGUGGAAAAAGCCUUUGCAAUGUUUUAUCUAAACUAUAUAACUAAACCUAAACUUAUUAAAACAUAUUUUCUUGUUUAGACAUGACUGACUAAACAUAAGUCUUUUUUCAAGACCAGCUAUGCAUCAAAACAUCAUUUUGGGAUUAAAUAACCUCAUUUGUUACUUAGCUGACCCAGUCUGAAAACAAGUUUGGGUCUAAAAGGCACUUGGACAAUAAAGCCGUAUUCAAAGCAGUGCCAGAACAAUGUCCUUUGUGUUGUUAUUGAGGAAAAGAAGCUGCUUACAUAAAGACAAAGGACAGCUCCACUCAUAGAAACUGUGCCAUGUGAUUAUGAAAGGAAAUCUCCCACAGAAAGGUUUCCUAUGUCCCAUGAUCCAAGCAAAACUUCUAAACAUCAAAGUUUUUCUAGGGUAACUAUAUUAGAUCCUGUUAAUAAAAAUGUUUUAUUCAUCAAGAUUUUAUAUACUAACUGCACUUGCUGUAAAUGAACUGAUUUUAUUUGCUUCAGUACUUGUAGUAAACUGGGGCAAAGCUAUAACCAAAGCUCUGAAAUGGUCCCUUGAGUUUAUAGUUACACUCUAGAGAACACCAGUACAAAAAGCUGUAGUGUGGUGCCAUAAUUAUAUGAUGUGCCACAAGCGUGGUGUUUGAGAACAAAGUUAGGGAUCAAAGUUUUUACAAUAAACACAAAUCUGUGGGAACACUAUAAAAACCAGUGGGUGCAACGUGCCAAUCAAGUACAAAACAAUUUGUGAGUGGAGACUGUGAUAUACUGGACUGAUAGUGAUACUAACGUUUAAAAUAACAAUAUACCCCAUGAAGAUAUUUAAUCACAAAUUUAAAAUCACCCACUCCAUACACAAAGACCCCAGCUGGAACCUGAACCAGACACCAUGAAUUAACCAUGCUAACCGUUGCACCACCAUAGCACCCCAAUAAUUUUUUUUCAUUACUAUUUUUUCCAGUUUACCUAUUACAGGAUCAACAACUAGAGGCAGUUAAUCAUUCACAAUCACGCUUAAACCGACAGCCAGUUUUUGGAAUUAUGUUAUUGGAGUGUGGAGGAAACUGGAGUAUUUGGAGAGAACAUGCAAUCCCUACAUUUAAAGGUACAGUGUGUAAAAUCCCACCGCUAGAUGUCAGUAGAUUGCAGUCAACUGAGUUCUGAUUUCUUACCCCUCCUAAUUCUAAUGUAUAAUCCUAGCUACAGUGUACGGCAGCCAAGAGAGAGCAAAACAUUAAAUUUAGACUGCUCUAUAACAGCCACGGCCAGCUGCUUUGCAUUUCUGUACAAAAACAUUUUUCUACACACUAUAUUUUAACAUUUUUCAAUAAUAUCACCCCUUAUCAAUAAAUCAGGAAUAGAAAAAAAUUGCAGAAUUUUACAUAUUUACCCCCAAGUCCACUCAAAAAACUCUGGCUGAUGUUCAUCUAUAGUAAGUGUAGGCUGUCAGUCCACCAUUUAUGUUAGCAAUAUGCUGGAGGCUUUGUGAAAGGAGCCUGAAAUGAGUCAAUGAGCCAGUAAAACUCACGUCUGUUAGAUGACACUGAUAUUGAGGAUAUUCUGAACUUCUCUGCUGCUAAGCACUGCUAUAUCUGCCAGCUAUAUCUAACAUUGCUGGACUCUGAUGCUUAGUGGAUAAACUCUCACGUAAAAUGAGAAUGUAACCAAACUGUUUUUCAGAGGCUGUGAUUUUUAGGACACUCAAGCGUAACAUAAGCUGGGAUAAUGUUAGCUAAUACCAGCUAUUGUUGAUGUUUAGAUUCCAAAGAUAAUGGAAAUAACAAUACAAAUUAGUCAUCUGGCACAGUAUGUCAGGUCCAAUGGUGAGAAGCCGUUCAGUAAACAUAAACCCACACUUCUGUAGUGAUGACAUGACAAAACAUACUGUCACAUUUGACGAGCUGAUGAAGGAAAUAAACCGUUUCUGUCAAAAACUACACACAUUUGUCUGGGACAUGGUCCAGAUUGGUUAUUUAAAACUCACACAUAAAUCUGUUGGCAGCCUUUUCAAGCUGUCCAAAUAAAAUGGUGUAAAAAGAAAGAAAGGAAAAAAAGUGUACUGGGAAGCUGGCAAAAAGUAAAUUUUGUUUGUAUGGCUUGUUUAUGUUCUUUAUAGCAUAAUACUUUACUGUUCUCAAACUUGUUUAAUUA